Messenger RNA from Rangifer tarandus platyrhynchus (Svalbard reindeer), 1980 nucleotides. The record is from the annotation of a GenBank genome assembly. NCBI's taxonomy places the organism in Eukaryota, Metazoa, Chordata, Mammalia, Artiodactyla, Cervidae.
AUGGAGUCACCUUUUAGUCCGGGACUCCCUCACCGGCCGGAUGAAGACUGGGAUUCUGCCCUGUUUGCUGAACUUGGCUAUCUCACAGACACUGAUGACCUGCAAUUGGAUGCAGCAAAUGAAACUUAUGAAAGUAAUUUUGAUAAUCUUGAUUUUGACUUGGAUUUGAUGCCUUGGGAGACAGGCAUUUGGGAUGUCAACAAUCAGUUCUGUACAGUUAAAGGUAUUAAGACAGAACCUCAGUCACUUUCACCAGCCUCGUCGAGGUGUUCAAUCCCAUCUCCUCAAUCGCUGGACUCUAACUCGUCAACUCAGCAUGUGCCUGAGGAGUUGGAUUUGUCUUCUACUUCUCAGAUGUCUCCUCUUUCCUUAUAUGGUGAAAGCUCUAAUAACCCCUCCUCAGCAGAGCCACUGAAGGAAGACAAGCCCAUCAUUGGUCCUAAGAGCAAAACUGAAAACGGACUGACUCCAAAGAAAAAAAUUCAAAUAAAUUCGAAACCUUCAAUUCAACCCAAGCCUUUAUUACUUCCAGCAGCACCCAAGACUCAAACAAACCCCAGCGUUCCAGCAAAAACCAUCAUUAUUCAGACACUACCAACACUUAUGCCUUUGGCAAAGCAGCAACCAAUUAUCAGUAUACAUCCUGCACCCACUAAAGGUCAGGCCGUGGUGCUCUCUCAGCCUGCCGUGGUUCAGCUCCAGGCACCUGGAGUUCUGCCCUCUCCUCAACCAGUCCUUGCUGUUGCUGGGGGAACCACGCAGCUACCUAAUCAUGUGGUGAAUGUGGUGCCCGCCCCUGUGGCAAACAGCCCAGCAAAUGGGAAACUUUCUGUGACUAAACCUGUCCUACAAAGUACAAUGAAAAGUGCAGGCUCCGAUAUUGCUGUGCUAAGGAGACAGCAACGUAUGAUUAAAAAUCGAGAGUCAGCUUGUCAGUCCCGCAAGAAGAAGAAAGAAUACAUGCUAGGCCUAGAGGCAAGGUUAAAGGCAGCCCUUUUGGAGAAUGAGAAGCUGAAGAAAGAGAACGGUUCACUGAAGCGGCAGCUGGACGAAGUUGUAUCAGAGAACCGGAGGCUUAAAGUUCCUAGUCCGAAGCGAAGAGCUAUCUGUGUGAUGAUAGUUUUGGCAUUUGUAGUGCUGAACUAUGGACCCAUGAGCAUGUUGGAACAAGAUUCCAAGAGAAUGAAUCCUAAUGUGAACCCUACAAAUCAAAGGAGGCAUCUUCUAGGAUUUUCUGCUAAAGAGGAGCAAGACACAUCAGAUGAUAUCAUCCAGAAAAACAGCUACAGAUAUGACCAUUCUGUUUCAAAUGACAAAGCCCUGAUGGUGCUAACUGAAGAACCAUUACUCUAUAUCCCUCCACCUCCCUGUCAGCCCCUGAUAAACACAACGGAAUCUCUCAGGUUAAAUCAUGAACUUCGAGGAUGGGUUCAUAGACACGAAGUGGAAAGGACCAAGUCAAGAAGAAUGACAAAUAAUCAACAGAAAACUCGUAUUCUUCAGGGUGCUCUGGAACAGGGCUCAAAUUCUCAGCUCAUGGCUGUCCAAUACACAGAAACCACUAGUAUCAGCAGGAAUUCAGGGAGUGAGCUACAGGUAUAUUAUGCUUCACCCAGAAGUUAUCAAGACUUCUUUGAAGCCAUCCGCAGAAGGGGAGACACGUUUUAUGUUGUGUCGUUUCGAAGGGAUCACCUGCUGUUACCAGCUACCACCCAUAACAAGACCUCAAGACCAAAGAUGUCAAUUGUAUUACCAGCAAUAAACAUAAAUGAGAAUGUGAUCAACGGGCAGGAUUAUGAAGUGAUGAUGCAGAUAGACUGUCAGGUGAUGGACACCAGAAUCCUCCACAUCAAAAGCUCGUCAGUUCCUCCUUACCUCCGGGAUCAGCAGAGGAAUCAAACCAACGCUUUCUUUGGUUCCCCCCCAGCAGCCCCAGAGGCAGCCCACGUUGUCAGCACCAUCCCCGAGUCAUUACAGUAG